AUGCCUCUCCGAAACACCACGGGGAUGGCCUGUUCAUACAUGCGCAUGGCGCUGGGGCUGGCCGCCUUGAGCGCCCUUGCGGCAAGAGCCGAUGCUUCACCAAAGGUGAACGCCUCCAUUGCUUCAGCCUGCUGGUCUGAGGACCGGGACGUCUCAGGCGGUAUAGGCCUGCUGAGCCUGCGCGCGCGUAAGGAGGCUGCGAGCUCGCGGACGCCGAGCCUUCCGACGCCGGAAGUUCUAUAUCGCUGGGGCACCAAUCACCAUAACAUCGUUCUGUUGGAUACCAUCAUAUAUGUACUCGGCUUCGCCGCUCUUCACGUACUUCUCCAGGCUUACUUCAAGGACACCGAACCAGAGCAUAAAGAUGCCAAGCCGCGCCUGGAUCUUCUCGACAAUGCCAAAUUCUGGAUGAUGGUGCUGAUAUGUCUAGAUCCCGAGCACACGCGUGGCGGUCCUAUGACGCACUUUUUUCAGUUUCACACCCGUGCAUUUGCCUUCAUCAGUGGAUGGGUGACCCGCAACCGAAGACCAGACAGAUAUGGAGUUCAGAGUCUAGGUCAGCAGGUGGCAUCCUUGCUACUCUUUGUUGUCUUCUUCGCCCCCGUGGCAAAGUAUAUCGAGCCAGUCACCGGAGGAAGAUUUCCCAAAUCAGUCACCGAGUACUUCGCUGUGAUCUACCACACCUUGAAGUACCCCUUUUCCCACACGGGAACCCACAUAUGGUAUGCGCAGGCUCUGAUCUUUUGGCAGCUUUGUGGGUUUCUUCUUGUGAGCCUCCAACCUACAGCCAAGAUCCUCUUGUCGUGUCUUGGCUUUGUGUUCUUCUGGCUCGCUCCACCAAUUCCUUUCGCCGUGAGCACCGCUCUGGUCUUUCUGCCCUUCUUCUUCAUUGGCCAGGCAUUUCCUAUAGAGAGGUGUGUGAAAGCGCUGCCUGAGCUGGGCCCGCGGAGCAUGUGCACGGGCAUCGCUCUGAUGACGGCCAUCUUCUUCUUUGAGGAGCAGCUUCCCUUCAUUCGGGACUUGCUGAGUGUCACGAACCGGGGCCCCGACACCCUCGAGCCGUCAGAACUUGGAUUCGCUUCGGUGGUCCAAAAUCUUGGGAAGUCGACGUUUAUGUCAUUGACAAGCUUUGUGAAGGUGCUGGUGUUUUUAGCAUGCUUGUGCCCUCGCUCAGCGUCCUGGUACACAGACUUGGGCAAGCAUUCCUUGUACACCUACCAGCUCCAUCAGCUCGUGAUCAACGCUUUCGGCGUGGGGUUCAUCUACAAGAUGCACGACUUGGCCGAGGCAUUGCCACUCUGGGCAUAUUGGCUCCCAUAUCUUCUGUUUUGUACACUUCUGAACGCACUGCUGGCUUCCAAGCUCGUUCGAUGGAGCCCCUUGAGCCUGAUUCUGGAGCCGACUUGGGUCAACCAGCUCAUCAACCAAGUCAUCGCAGCAGACGACUCGGAGAAGAAAAUGCUCGAGAAGACUCUGAGCGAAAAGGAUGCCGAGAUCAAGAGGAGCAAAGAGGAGCAAGCGUCCCUCCAGAAGAAGCUGAUGCAAGCCGAAACCGAGAAGCAGGCCCGCGCCCGGGCGGAGAAGGAGAAGGAAGAGCAGAUCAAGCAGCAAGAGGAGAAGAUCAAGGCUCUCAAGAAGCAGACAGAAGAGUUGGAGGAGCUCAAGCGUGAGCAGGAUUCCCCUCCUCAUCCCAGCCAUACUGAGUGA
Molecule: messenger RNA, 1707 nt
Organism: Symbiodinium natans
Lineage: Eukaryota; Dinophyceae; Suessiales; Symbiodiniaceae
Source: the annotation of a GenBank genome assembly